AUGGAGCAUCAUGGAAGAUGUCUCGUUGUAUCGGGUUCCACCCGUAUGGAAAGCGCAUUGUCAAGUCGGUGGAAACUUCUCAACAGAGAGUUGGGGAAAUGGAGAGAUGCCCUCACAAAAGCGAUGAAUACCCAUGCAAGCGGGGAAAAUCUCAGCGAUGAGAUUGUGCAAGCUCAAAUGUGGUAUUGUCCUACUGGACAAGGGAAAAAAAGUUUCAACCAUACCCAAUGUUGGGAGGUGGUGAAGCAUUGUAAUUUAGCAUUAUUCCAACGGCUCCAACGGUGGUGUUAA
This is a messenger RNA of Prunus armeniaca (apricot), 291 nucleotides long. The record is from the annotation of a GenBank genome assembly. Lineage: Eukaryota; Viridiplantae; Streptophyta; Magnoliopsida; Rosales; Rosaceae.